Messenger RNA from Pan troglodytes (chimpanzee), 2802 nucleotides. RefSeq names its product mex-3 RNA binding family member B (gene MEX3B). The transcript is spliced from 2 exons. Gene Ontology annotation, molecular function: RNA binding. The record is from RefSeq and is a predicted model, not a curated record. The coding region runs from base 447 to 2162 and encodes 571 amino acids. Lineage: Eukaryota; Metazoa; Chordata; Mammalia; Primates; Hominidae.
AGAGGCUCAGUCAAGAGGCGGGGAGGAGAGGAGGAAAAAGCGCUGAGUGAGGGCGGGCGGGCGGGCGGGAGGGAGGGAGUGGAGGAGCCGGGGAGGGGCUCCUUAAAGAAACGCUUCUGUCGCUCGCCUGCUCGCUUUUCGCUCGGCAUUGCGGCCAGCCAGCCGGGCACUCGGGGGGCACGCGCGGCCACCGCUAGAGCUCUGCCCCCACCCCACCCGCCAGCAGGUCUGGGGUGGGGACCCAGGUGGGGGCUCCUGCAGCCACUGCCCGGUGCGGACCGCAAGGAGCGACCCACUCCUCCCAGCACCGAGGAAGAAGCAACGGAGCCCACAGCAGGCGACCGGCCUCCCCGCCCCUGACCACCCGCUUCCCGGCUGCCUUUGUGGCCGCAGCUUCUCGCCGCCGAGCCGAGGGCCGGCGGGGGCGCGGCGCGCACGGCCGAGCGAUGCCCAGCUCGCUGUUUGCAGACCUGGAGCGCAACGGCAGCGGCGGCGGCGGCGGCGGCGGCGGCAGCAGCGGAGGGGGAGAGACCCUGGAUGACCAAAGAGCCCUGCAGCUCGCGCUCGACCAGCUCUCCCUGCUGGGGCUGGACAGUGACGAGGGCGCCUCUCUGUACGACAGCGAGCCGCGCAAGAAGAGCGUGAACAUGACCGAGUGCGUGCCAGUACCCAGUUCUGAGCAUGUCGCCGAGAUCGUGGGGCGGCAAGGUUGUAAAAUCAAAGCGCUGCGGGCGAAGACCAAUACUUACAUCAAGACCCCAGUUCGCGGGGAGGAGCCUGUCUUUGUUGUGACGGGCAGGAAGGAGGAUGUGGCCAUGGCUCGGAGGGAGAUCAUCUCUGCUGCCGAGCACUUCUCCAUGAUCCGCGCCUCCCGGAAUAAGAACACGGCACUCAACGGCGCGGUGCCUGGGCCGCCCAACCUGCCCGGGCAGACCACCAUCCAAGUGCGGGUACCCUACCGCGUGGUGGGGCUCGUGGUGGGGCCCAAAGGUGCCACAAUCAAGCGCAUCCAGCAGCAGACGCACACGUACAUCGUGACGCCCAGCCGGGAUAAGGAGCCGGUGUUCGAGGUGACCGGCAUGCCAGAGAACGUGGAUCGCGCUCGAGAGGAGAUUGAGGCGCACAUUGCUCUGCGUACCGGCGGCAUCAUUGAGCUCACAGACGAGAACGACUUCCACGCCAACGGCACCGAUGUGGGCUUCGAUCUGCAUCAUGGGUCCGGCGGGUCCGGCCCAGGCAGCCUCUGGAGCAAGCCCACCCCCAGCAUCACGCCCACCCCCGGCCGCAAGCCCUUCUCUAGCUACCGCAACGACAGCUCCAGCUCGCUUGGCAGUGCUUCCACAGACUCUUAUUUCGGCGGCGGGACCAGCAGCAGCGCAGCGGCUACCCCGCGCCUGGCGGACUACAGCCCCCCCAGCCCCGCCCUGAGCUUUGCGCACAACGGAAACAAUAACAAUAACGGCAAUGGGUACACCUACACAGCGGGGGGAGAAGCCUCAGUGCCAUCCCCCGACGGCUGCCCCGAGCUGCAGCCCACUUUUGACCCGGCUCCCGCUCCCCCACCUGGGGCACCACUUAUCUGGGCCCAGUUCGAGCGGUCCCCGGGAGGCGGAGCUGCAGCUCCGGUAUCUUCUUCCUGCUCUUCUUCCGCAUCUUCGUCGGCUUCUUCCUCCUCCGUGGUCUUCCCCGGGGGUGGCGCCAGUGCGCCCUCCAACGCCAACCUGGGGCUAUUGGUGCACCGCCGGCUGCACCCUGGCACCAGCUGCCCGCGCCUGUCUCCACCCUUGCACAUGGCCCCGGGGGCGGGAGAGCACCACCUGGCUCGCCGGGUGCGCAGCGACCCGGGUGGAGGAGGCCUGGCCUACGCCGCUUAUGCCAACGGGCUGGGGGCACAGCUGCCUGGCUUGCAGCCGUCGGACACGUCGGGCUCCUCCUCUUCGUCCAGCUCCUCCUCCAGCUCUUCAUCCUCUUCCUCCGGGCUUCGGCGUAAAGGCAGCCGCGACUGCUCCGUGUGCUUCGAGAGCGAAGUGAUUGCCGCGCUGGUGCCCUGUGGCCACAACCUCUUCUGCAUGGAGUGCGCCAAUCGCAUCUGUGAGAAGAGCGAGCCCGAGUGCCCGGUCUGCCACACCGCGGUCACUCAGGCCAUCCGCAUCUUUUCUUAAAGGCAGCGGGCGCUAGUGCGCACCGUGCUGGGGGAAGGGGGAACCCCUCCCCAUCCUCUUUCCCCAGCGCUCGCCUGCCUCCCUGGGUGCCCCCCGUCUCCCUUCUCCUUCCCGGCCCCACCAACACUCUGAGAUCCGAGAGGAGCUUGGAAAGCUGUAGUAUCCGCUCAUUUUUAAAAUUUAAUUUUUAAGUAAAGGAAUUUGCCAGGAUAUCUGCAUCAAGAGUACUGUAGCCUGGGAAACCUCUGAACACCUGAAAUGCAUGCUCUAUAAAUAAUAGGAACGGCGACAUUCUAGUAAUGAUAGUUUUUACACUGUACUUAAUAGGAAGCUUCCAAAAGAAGAAAACCCCACAAGUUUUCCAUUUUCUUAAAGUAGGAAAAAAUGAACAGUAAUAAUUACGAUGAAGAUGAUAGUAGUGCUAUGGGAUGUGUGGACUGUUUAGUGUGUUCCCCUUUGUGGGUGGGUUCCUAUGAUACUUAUUAUAGAACACAGUGGAUCCUUUUUGAAUGUUCGUGGAAGGGCCAGGAGUUCCUGUGAAACCAGGAUACUGCAGCUUUAUUAAAGUUAAAGAAACUGUAACAUAUCUCUUAUAUAUUAAAAACGUUUAAAAGUUUUAAAGAGAAAUUGCAUUAAUACA